AUGGGUCGUACCGUCGACCAGGAGGUGCACGCCGCGUUUGUCGAGUUCCGCGCCAAGGAAGAUGAUAAGUGUCUCUCCGUCCAGUGUAUCUACUGCCAGCAGAUCCGCGCAAAGAACACCUCGCGACAGAAGCAGCACCUCCUCGAAUGCCCCGGCCUUCGAGGCCACCCCAACGCGCCCCAGCCAUCUCAGCCCGCGCAGUCCGCUCCGAACGGCAUCGGCCCUGCCAAUGGAUACCCAGGCACGCCGAGCGGUCCAACGGCCACGCCAGGUGCUGGUCCUCCCGGUCCUGGUCCGAUCCCAACGCCCAAUGGACCCAUGAUGGCCAACGGGGUGAACCCGCACGCGACCCCGAUGCAGACCCCGCUGCAGAGCAUGCAGAAUCGCCCCCCAAUGCAGACUCCCGGCCCGCCGCCGGGACCCCCGGGGUCCGCGCCGUCUUCUGCGCAGCCGUCGCGUCCGACACCCAAGCCCAAGCCGAAGACCUCGACCUCGAGCUUGCCUGCGCCGCCGCUGGACGACGUGCACGCGGCUUUUGUCGAGUUCCGCGCCAAGGAAGAAGACAAGUGUCUGUCCGUGCAAUGCAUCUACUGUCAGCAGGUCCGCGCCAAGAACACCAGCCGCCAGCGUCAGCACUUGCUGGAAUGCCCCACCUAUCUUAGUGUGAUGAAGGACUCGAUCCCGGCCAACAAUCUGCUUCAUACGUUCCCGGAAGGCGAUGUCGCGCGAUCACUGCAGAUUCCGGCGCCAUCGCUGGAGCUGGACUUCCGCAUGAGCAUCAAGUUGAACCCCAAGGUUACGGUCGGUCAGAGCAUCUGGGGUCAUCGGGAUUGGGUUUCGUUUGUGGGUGGACAGUGGGCUGGCCGGUGGGGCAAGGGAAUCGUUCUGCCCGGUGGCCAGGAUACUCAGGUCGUGACGAAAGACGCGACUACCAACCUUCGCGCAAGCUACAUGCUUCAGACCGCAGAUGAGCCGCCUGCGUUCAUCAUCGUGCGGACAGAAGGCUGGCUGACCGGCGCCAAGGAUGUUUUGGAGAAGGUCAACGACCCUGGGAUGGCGGAUGGUGUCAAUCCUAGCACCUACAAAUACCGCAUCAACCUGUCAAUGGAGACUGGUGACGAGCGAUACACAUUCCUAAACACCUUGAUGUGGAUAGGCAGCGGCUGCCGCCGAGGCCAGGAACUCAUCUUCGAUUCGUUCCGAGUCAACUAA
This is a messenger RNA of Penicillium lagena, 1212 nucleotides long. RefSeq names its product DUF3237 domain-containing protein. Lineage: Eukaryota; Fungi; Ascomycota; Eurotiomycetes; Eurotiales; Aspergillaceae. The coding region runs from base 1 to 1212 and encodes 403 amino acids. The record is from RefSeq and is a predicted model, not a curated record. The transcript has 5 exons.